AAUAUAUUUGCAGGUACGUAUGCGGCCUCGUGGAAGUGACGUCAUUUCCAAAAUAUACCACAGACUGAAUGAGGAUUCACAAGUCAAUCACUUAUUUGUCACAAAGUUUUUAUAAUCCAGGAUGACGGCUCAUAACCAGAUUCAGUAUGAAAAAGAGAGUGUUUUUAUUCACAUUAAUGUAUCAGAUGCUAAGGAUAAAGAUGCUCACAUACCAGGAAGAGUUUUUCUUAUGAACAAGCCCGAAGGCGUGUAUUUAGAAUGGAAAGCUGAAGAAGUUAUUUCAUUAGAUGGUGCUCAAAGUGAUCAGGAUUGGACUAUGGUUAGAUCUGUAGCAUACAGAAAUGAUAGAGAUUCAGAUGCAGUGUCUUCAAUGAAUGCAAAAAUGGAUUCCAGAAGAAAAUAUAAUAUAAGUUUUGAUAUUUUGGAUCUUAAAAGUUUUAAAAGAAGUGCACCAAAUCACGGAUGGGCAUACAUCAUUUUUAUCCUGAAAGAUGGAACAACAUUUCCAGCAUUGCAUUUUCAUAAUGGUGGCAGUAAAGCCUUGUUGAAAGAAUUUGAGAAAUAUGUCCACAUCAGAAGAUCUCCAAAUGAUAGCCGAUUAUUUAUUGUGAUAGAACAUGACCCUGAAAUGUUGUCAAAAUCUUUUGAUGAGUUACAGUUAUUUUCGGACUCCUCUGGAGAUCUUGUUUCGAAAUUUAUCAAAGACCCCUACACAGCAACUAUGGGUGGAUUUUCUAAAGUGACCAACUUUUUACGCAAUGUGUUAAUUCUAGAAGAUAAUCCGACAACUCGACCACAAGAAGAAGUAGCUGAUAUAUUACAGGAGGAUAUACCGGGUAUGGAAAUCAGUCAACAAGAAUCAGGUUUUGAAAUGAUAACAAAGACUAAACUACCACCUAGACCGACAGUAGCUAGAGGUGAUGCGUUGUUACCAGGGCAAUGGGCACUACAUCUAGACAGUGAGGGUAAAAUUAAAAAUAAAGAAGAUCUGUUAGAAAGAAUAUUCCGAGGGGGAAUAGAACCAUCUAUACGUAUUGAAGUAUGGAAAUAUUUAUUAUGUUAUUAUACUUGGGACUCAAAUCAUAAAACAAGACAGGAACAAAGAAAGCGAAAUGUGGACGAUUACUUUCGAAUGAAAUUACAAUGGAAGACAAUUAGUGCAGCACAAGAAAAAAGAUUUGCUACAUUAAGAGAAAGAAAAGGUUUAAUUGAUAAAGAUGUUACGAGAACUGAUCGAACACAGAAGUUUUACCAGGGUGAAAAUAACCAGAAUUUACUUGUAUUAAAUGAUAUUCUUAUGACAUACUGUAUGUAUAACUUUGAUCUAGGAUAUGUUCAGGGUAUGAGUGACUUAUUGUCACCAGUUCUUGUUGUCAUGGAGAAUGAAGUUGAUGCUUUUUGGUGUUUUGCUGGUUUAAUGGAACGAUUGUGUGGAAAUUUUGAAAUGGAUCAGAAUGGUAUGAAAGUACAGUUAGCUCAAAUACAUAAAUUAAUGCUUGUAUAUGAUCCAGAAUUGUGCCAUUACCUAGAAAGCCAUGAUUCGGGAAAUUUUUAUUUUUGUUUUCGAUGGAUUCUUAUCAUGUUCAAAAGAGAAUUUCACUUUCAUGAAAUUCAGAGGCUAUGGGAGGUGAUGUGGACAGAUAAACCAUGUAAGAAUUUCCAUCUUAUAAUAAGCCUGGCAAUAUUAGAUUCUGAAAAAUCAACACUAAUGGAAAAUAAUUUUGGUUUUACAGAAAUUUUAAAGCAUAUCAAUGAUAUAAGUCUUUCAAUACCUUUAGAAGAUACGUUAAAGAAAGCAGAAGGAAUAUUUCUACAAUUAAAGAAAUACAAGAAACUACCUAAUGACAUCAAAGAAAUAUUAGGUCUUGAUGUCUCACCUAAUAACUCAAGUUCAAGUUCAGCUCAUCCAACCCCUACAGAUGAUGGUUCCGAUCAUUCAAGCCAGUAAAUAAGUAAGUAAGUGUCUUUCAUUAAAACAUUAUUCCUCUUAAAUUCUCUUUUUAACAACAUUAGAUACCAGUUUCUUUUAGUCUGAUACCUCAAUACUUACUUAACCUUUAAACAAACCAGUAUUCUGGACUAAAAUACUGGAAGUAAUUGUUGAAUGUUGAAAAUUGUUAAAAUUCAUAAUUUGUUGAAAUGGUGGUAGAGAUCUUAAAAAUAAUGUGAAUUCUUGAAGAGUGAUUCAAAUUUGGAAAAAAUACACAUUAUGUAUUCCAUUUUCAUCUACUUUAAUUUUUACAUUAAUAAUUUUUUUUUUUUUUCGUCUAUGUUAUUUUUUAAAUCUGAAUUCAAACUGAUUUUGAUUGAAAGAGGAUGUUUUGUUUUUGACAGACACUUAUUUACCAUCUUAUUAUUAUAGAUUUUGUUGUAAUUGUAUGAAAGAUUGUAUUUAUAUGUAAAAACAAUACGCAUGAGUGUGAUUUUAAGAGUGAAUUAUGAAAACUGUCAUGUAAAUUCAUCUGAAGACCCAUGAUAUUUAAAGAUGUAGAGCUUUUUGCCUAUGAGAAUGUCUUAGAAAAUUAUCAUAAUUAUAGCUUCUUGUAGUUUGAUGAGUAAAAACUAAUUGAAAUCUAAAAGUAUAUUUAGUAUUGCAUGUUUGAGUUACAGCCAUUAUGUUUUGUUUAAAGUGCUUGAUUAAAUAUGUGAUUAGUAAUUAUUAUUCUGUAAUAGAUCUACCACAAAUACAUUAAUUACUCUUCACAAUAUUUUUAAAAAGUUGAUAACAGUAUGGUGCAUUUUGCAUAUAGGAUUACAAAUUUAAUAUGGAUCUAUUAUUAACAAAAAUCUGUUCACAGUUGUUAUCAUGAAUGCAAUAUAAAUGUACAAAAGUGCAAUAGAUAGAGUGAAUUUAUUUGUUCACAGAUAUGACACAAUAAACAACAGGAUUAUAACAAUAUAGAGGUAAAAUAUUAGUAAAUUAAUUGAUGCUAGUAUUCUUUCCACUAACUCCCAACUUUUAUCUAUAUGCUCAUGGUGUCUAUUUUACAGUUCGUCACUGACUUAACCAAGGCAUCCUUUCAUUUAAUACUAUUUCUAAUGCGAUAAUCCAAUAUAAUUGGACCUUGUGUCCAAAAUAUCUCAUGAGGAAGUAGAUACAUAUAUUUUUGACCAAUGUCUGUCUGGAAAAUAUGUUGUUUGUCAGUUUUAUCCGUGAAGAACAACAUAAUAUUUAUGAGCGUUAUUCAAGGGAUCAAACUUCAGUAUGAAUGAAUUGAUGAAAGAGAUAUGUGAAAAUGCCAGAUUAUAUAAUAAAAGCAAAUUUACCAAAUAGAAUAAAAAUCAAAUUUAUCCAUUCUGUAUAUCUUCCUCUAAAAUCUCCUUUUAGUUUAAUAUAAUGUGUAAACAAAAUAUAAUUAUUUUAUUGUUAGAAAUACUUCAAUUUCAUUUGUAUCUUAUAAAUAUUCUGUUUUUAAUUAUUUUAUUUUUGUCUUGAUUUUAUGGUUAUUUUCAUUAUUUGAAUCCAUCAAAUAAACAAGUAUUAAUUAGUUUUUUGUCUAAAUCAUAACUUUGGAUUUUAAUUUAUACGUUAAAACCACCAUCAUGUACAUAAUUGUGAUUUCAAAAAACACACUCUAAUUAAUAUUAUACUAAAUUUUAGUUGUUUCAUAUUUUGGUUGGUCAGCCUACUCUAAAGGCUUUUCUAUAUUGGAUGUGUUCAGUAAUGCACAGAAUAUGAUUGCCAGACGCAAGAACAACCCAACAAUCAAAAUCUGGGAUAAAUGAAAUGUAUAAAAGGGUUUGUUAGUUUAUUCUCAGAGCUUAAUGUCUGCUUCCACCUGGGUUAAUAGAGCAGACAAGAUGAAAGUGUUUAAAAUUUAAACUUUAAAUUUCCAGAAAUUUAAUGGACUGGGUAAUCAAGUCAAAUGUACUGCACUAUUAUAGGUCCAGAAUGCAUUUUUCGGAAACAUAUCUUCAUAUAUUAAUGGAGUGACAAAACCGAAUAAACAGAAGUAAGAUUUAGUAUUAUGGUAAUUAGAUUAUAAAACAAAAAAUAAUGCAAACUUUUUUUAUUAGUAUUUUCAGUCCCUUUUAUGGUAAUUUUUCUUCUUGCUACAUCAAAAUUGUAUACAUUUUUCAAUGUUCAUUAUACAUAUCUGUAAUGCCAAGUCGCUAGCUAGCAGAGCAAUGUAGAUAGAUUUGUUCUUUAGGGUAAAGAACUAAUUUUAUGGUGCAGUGCACUAUUUAUUAAUGUAAUAUUGUAUAAACUGUGAUUUUAUUACUAUUAGUUUUUAUUUGUAUUCUUCAAAUAUAUUUUGUGCAACACAACAGUCCAUUCCUAACUAUAAUGUAUGCAAUACAAUGAUGUGAUUCUGUACACAUGUAAAUAGGUAUUGGUAAAUAAACUUGCCAAUUUAGUAUUUCUUUAUAUUUUAAGAAAAGAAAAAUGGAUAUAUGGAUUAGGGGUUGGUAUAAAAUGUCCUCUUGCCUAUCUGCCUUCUAGGUUAUUUACAUACUGCAUGAAGGAAUUGCUAAUCCUCAUCUUUGAUUGGCGGAGAUAAUGGGCAAGAAUACUUUUUACACCAAUCCUGGUUCAAGCUUGGUUUUAAAAGAGUGUUACAUUGCACUUGUGCUUAACUGUUAAUAGUGUUAAUUUAAUUUAAAUGAAAGGUUAUUACCAUCAUUGCACUGGCGAUGGGGUAAUGUGUGCUCCCCCUAUCCAAUUUACACAAUAAAUUAAUGGCUAGACAUAUCCAAGACCCAUUAGACAUAUUUCCCCAUUUCUGAUCGAUGGUAUGAUGCAAUUAUUUCAUUUGAUUGUGUUCCUUAUCAAGGACUUACUAGUAAUCUGCUAAGAGUUUUUGAGAGAGAAAAAAUGUACCCUCUCCCCCGUUCUGGAAAGUCCUUACAGUACCAGUCAUUGAAUUGUGUUUUAUUAUAUUACCUACUGUUCAGUUACAUACAUUAUUUAUCUUUUAUCAUUAUAUAAUAUAUUAUUGUUAUUGACAUGUAUAGAGUUUUAUAAACAUGUAAAUAAAGAUGUAUCCUCAUGGAAUAAAGUCCUGAUAAAAACAAAA
Molecule: messenger RNA, 5018 nt
Organism: Patella vulgata (common limpet)
Lineage: Eukaryota; Metazoa; Mollusca; Gastropoda; Patellidae
Product: TBC1 domain family member 15
Exons: 16
Coding region: 122-1948 (608 amino acids)
Biological process (GO): activation of GTPase activity
Molecular function (GO): GTPase activator activity
Source: RefSeq, a predicted model, not a curated record